UCCGGCCCGCCCGGGGCCGCCUUCCCGCGGCGGCAGAAGAUGGCGGCGGCCGCGGGCUGGGCGCUGCUGGCCCUGGCGCUGUGUGUGAGCGCGGCGGCCGCGGCCGGCGGCUCCGAGGGGAAGCGGCGGGAAGGGCCGCCCAAGAAGAAGGACAUUCGGGACUACAACGACGCGGACAUGGCCCGGCUGCUGGAGCAGUGGGAGAAAGAUGAUGACAUUGAAGAGGGAGAUCUCCCUGAACACAAGAGGCCUCCAGCACCAAUAGAUUUCUCAAAAAUAGAUCCAGGCAAGCCUGAAAGCAUCCUGAAGCUGACAAAGAAGGGGAAGACUUUGAUGAUGUUUGUCACAGUGUCAGGAAAUCCAACAGAAAAGGAGACAGAAGAGAUCACCAGCUUGUGGCAGGGCAGUCUCUUCAACGCAAACUACGACGUGCAGAGGUUUAUUGUUGGCUCCAAUCGGGCUAUCUUCAUGCUGCGGGAUGGUGGCUAUGCCUGGGAGAUCAAGGACUUCCUGAUAAAUCAGGAAAGGUGUGCAGAUGUUACUUUGGAAGGUCAGGUUUAUCCUGGCAAAGGAGCAGAUGGAAAUGAGAAAGUGAAAAACAAAACAAAACCUGACAAAGCAAAGAAGAAAAAAGACACAGAGAAGAAAUCCAACGGUGUCAAAGAGGACAACCGAGCAACCAACCAGAGAGAGGAGCUAUGACAGCCACGGUGCCCAGACUGAAUCCUGCUCUGCUGCUCCUUGAAGGGAAUCUGCUGAUGAGUCCUGGGUUUGGGGGAGGAAGGAAGCAGAGACUACUGAAGCUUAAAUUUAUGUUGAAAUUCACGAGUUUACUCAUUGCUGUUGACCAUUUGUUUAGUUACAGGAAAGGUAAUGCUUCAUGGCAGCAAUUGACUGCUUUAGUUUGUAAUUUUUUAUGCUUUUGUUGUUGUUUAAAACUAGCAUACAAAUCUGUGUGUCUAACAUCACAAACUUAAUUUAAGUGGAAAAGAAGAAUUAUGGUCUCAGAAUACACUGAUGUUUAUCUGCAGUAGCUGUGUCCAUCUUAAGUGUGUAAAUCAUGGGUUCACAGCUGCUGAGAGCCAAGUGCAGUGUGAAAAGUUUCUCUUGGAUGAUGGUUUGAUAGACAUAGUUGGCACAAAACUGCCCAAAGUAGCAAAGAAUAGUGUCCAAAGAUGCCUGAAAUUACAGGGUUUAGGUCAUGUUUGGUGAGACUGCCUGUUUCUUUAAAAUAAACUCAAUCUGUUGUGUCCCAGGAAAUCUGUGCUUAGGAGUGUGAUGGACACUAGGUAGGAACUCUGCUCAUGGACUGCAGAUCUGUACAGGAGGGACACUCUGUCAGAAGUGAAUGAAUUGGAGCACCUGCACGAGCAGUGUCAGGGUGAAAAGUGAAGAUGAAUCCAGGGCAUUCAGGCUGCUCCUGCUGCUAAAGGACUGUGCCUGUGGAAGCAGCUGUUCCUUGUGCCCUGGUACUCAGGCAGUGAGCUGAAAGAAAAAGCAUUUAACUCUGAAGUUAAUUUGGUUUACUGAUUUAAUGGUUUGUUUAAAUAUUUGAAAAAGCCCUCAUUAGAGCACAGAGUUAAACUUUGAGUUAGACAUAUCACUUACUGAUGCUGAUCUGGCUAGAUUUUGGUUUUUUCCUUGGUACAGAUUCCUGACUGACUUGUUUGAUUGUAAAUUACCAUUUAAUUUGAAUUCUAAGAAGUUGGACAUAAGAGAGCCAAUAUUUUGUAUAAUUGGGGAGGUUUUGUUAUUACUCAGAUUGUAUUCAGUCAAAUGCUUUGCUUAGAAUUGUUUCCCUUCUGCCUUACUACCAGUUAGGGACAAAAGGCACCGAGUAGUGUGGUCCACAUCAUUUUGCAGAGGAUGAGCACAGUAUCAACUGUCUUCAUUCAAUACUGGUAUGGUGUUCCUUUUUCUUUAAGGUGCUAAAAUCCAAGUGUUUUGGAUAAAAGGUCCUAAUUGAACCAUAAUGGUUGAUCUUGUGGAAUACUACGGUAUCAAAAGUACGAAGCUGUAACUGAGUCCUUGUUCUAAAAUAAAAGAUGGCACUAAA
This is a messenger RNA of Taeniopygia guttata (zebra finch), 2056 nucleotides long. It is a transcript of the gene MESD, whose product is annotated as mesoderm development LRP chaperone. The record is from RefSeq and is a predicted model, not a curated record. Gene Ontology annotation, biological process: protein folding. NCBI's taxonomy places the organism in Eukaryota, Metazoa, Chordata, Aves, Passeriformes, Estrildidae. Gene Ontology annotation, molecular function: low-density lipoprotein particle receptor binding.